GCAAACAAUGGACAGGUGGUGCUGUGCUAAAGUCCCGUCUCACAACAUUACAGUUCUGUUAUAUUCUACAACCGACGUCAUCCACACAUCCGGGUCACGUGCAGGAAUGCAGCAGGUACGGUGUGGGCGGAUACCUGAGGAGGGCGGAGCUUGUCCGACCUUUGAGCGCGGCGGAGAGGAGUGAGGGACAGAGGGCCCGCGGAGCCGCUAAACACCCGAAUGGCGACAGAGUUCACCCAGGACGCGCUGUUACAUUUCCUCCAGAGCCGCGGAGGCUCGGUGAAAAACUCGGACCUGCUUCUGCACUUCCGAAACUUUAUCCGGGACCAUGCGGACCAGAACCACAACCGGGAGCUCUUUAAACAGUUCGUCAACUCCGUCGCCACCGUCAGACAGGUGGACGGCGUCUCGUACGUGUUCCUCAGGAGGAAGUUUAAAGGACAGGUCCCCGGCGGCGGCGGUGAACGGGAACCGCGUCCGAGUCCACCCACCGCCGGGAGAUACGCAGAAGCCCCCCCGAAGAACGCCGCACCCAAACCGCGGCGGCAGGAGGUGAUGCCACCCGCCCCGCCCGGAGUAACAAUCCUCCCCGCCGCUGGGAUCCUCCUCAACAACAACAACAAUGUGGCAACAAACAUGAACCUGAAACAGCGACAGGAAAUCAGCCCGACCACCAGACCACCAGCCCCCCCUGCUGCUGCUGCUGCGGUCAGUCCAAUCCCACAGAGAACAGACGCAAAGAUCCAGUUUACGGCUCUGCACCCGGCCCCAGCCCAGCGCAUUCAAGUGGCACAGCCCUGGGGGGCUCGUGGACUGCCUCCUGGGACCACACCUGUAGUCACGAGCCUUAGAGAAACCAGACAGCAGGUCCCGGUCCCCCAAAACGCCAGAGGGAGGGAGGCCUGUCAGCAGAUCGAGGGGGGCUUCCAUCAGGGGGCUCCUGUCCCACACCUCGGUCUUCAGCCGCAGGAUACCCCACGACGCAUGAGGUACAGACCAAGCUACAAAACUGCAGUGUCUUAUGAUGAUGAUGAUGAUGAGGAUUACGACGAGGAAGAGGAGGAGGUCGAACUGAGGCAGAGUUCAUCAGGAGGAAAGUGGCCCUCUGCCAAGCCUCUUUUAGACCAACCAAUCUGCGCCUCGUCGCCAUCCAUCGUAGACCCGCAUGGCCUUCCCACUGUCUACUCCUCGUCCUCUUCCUCCUCAUCAGAGAGACAGGUACCAAAGGUUUUGGUCCAGAAUGCGGAAACAAUGCCCCCUGGUGGGCCAGGUCGGAGCAUGCAGUCAGGGGUGUGGCCAAGAGGACAAUGGGCCGGGACAGGGCUAGAACCCGUGUCCGGUCCAGUGGGGUCCACCAGAAGCAUCCUGCCUUUAGAUGAGGAGCGCUUCACCCCGUCCUCGGAGCCUCGCGGCAAUGUCUCAGACCACCAGUACCCGCAGCACGUAGGUGUCCAGCCGGAGCCCAGGCAGAGGCCGACUCCACGCCAGGGGGCGUGGCUAUCAUCCAGCCAAAGCAGCAUCUUCUCCCCCUCAUAUUACGAAAGCAGCCCAGGUGACCAGCUAUCAUUUGGCUCCCACAGAGGACCAGGAGGGAACCACAACUAUGAAGAUUCACAGGCCAGAGCAGGUGAGACUGUGGGCGGGUCUCAAAUCCAGGAAGCAAUCCAGCGAGCCCAAGGGAAGAAGUUGGAGCCUUUGCCUAUGCAUCAUUACACAGGCCAUCUCCAUGACAACCAGGAGGCCACCGCUAAUUUGGCACCAUUCCAUUGCUCUUCUGACCGUCUCCAGGGAGACGUGUACUCUACAGCCGGCAAGAUACCGUGGCACCUCUCCACAGGUGAUCUCCACGCCGACCGAGAGGAAGUGGAGUCGAGCGAGGGCUCCACCUCCUCGCGGACGCUGCUGCGGGCGCGCCCGCCCGACGCCAGGCGGCUCAGCAGCAAGGUGAGGAGCCGGAUGUGCCGCAGCCUGGGAACCAACCUCGACCAGCUGCUCCAGGAGGAGGUGAGGGCGGCGGGAGGAAGCGAGAUGGCGCGCCUCAACCGCCUCCACCUGAUCUCCUCGUCGCUCAGCCUGCGCUACGACCUGUCGUCGUCCUCCUCGCUGUCGUCCUGCUGCACGCCGCCUCGCGGCCCCAGCCCCGCCCACCUGGACGAGAGGGCGGAGGCAAGCGCAGGAGGGACGAGUCCUCCCACCGCCUCCCCCCCUGCUCAACGUGAAGGCUCCAGUCGGCAGUCCGUGGUCCCCUUGGGGCCCAGGGAGCACGCGUGGAUGGUGAAGGCGGCGGCGGGGGCCUGGCCCGACAUCUACACCAUGUUCAGAGAGGACUCGUCCCUGCUCAACAAGCAUGACUUCAUCUCGGGCUUCACCGUGCUGCACUGGAUCGCAAAACACGGCGACCACAGAGUCCUCAACACCUUGUGGUACGGAGUUCAAAAGGCCGGUUUGACGUUCAACAUCAACGCCAAGUCGACGUGCGGCCAAACGCCUCUCCAUGUCGCCGCCAUCCACAACAGCAAGAACAUCCUGCGCCUGCUGGUGACCAACUUCCACGCGGACGUAAAGCUGAGGGACACGGCGGGGAAGAAGCCCUGGCAGUACCUGAGUCGCGCCGCGUCACCAGACGUCUUCCAGCUGCUUGCAGCGCCGCUGCGGCCUGCCGGCGGGGGGGAGGGGAGAGGCGUCGAGAUAGAAGAGCACGACCGCGUACAGCACCAGCAGCCCCGGCAGCGGCAGCGCCGGCGGCAUCACCUCUCCUUCGCGUCCCAGGGAGAGAGGCCGCCUGUCAUGACGGGCACAACGAGGGUCAAGAGGUCGUCAUCCAUCGCGGCGUUCCUCAAACACAAGUCGCUGCAGCGGUUCUACGGACACCAGUCUGACUCUUCAGUUUAGAGAUUGGUUUACUUGACUGAACAACAGAUUGCUGGCCUCAAAGACCUUUGAAACAUUUGUGGGACUAAAACACAGGCAACAUCAGAAUGGGUUUAUUGGGGGCCAGUCUUGCUGAUAUCUAAGGGUUUAUGUACACCUUUUUCCAAGGGAAAAAAAUGCAUAUUGUUGUAGAAUACACAAAGAGCCACAGUUGUGAGUUCCCUUGAUCGGGGAUCAGAGAGCGGACAUGUUUGAGCAUGUCUCCUGAAACUCAAAUCCAGUUCUGCAGAGCUCUUUUGUCACAUGAACCUCUGUUCCUGGUACUUCAGUUUGGGUCCAUGCAUGCUCCGGUGGGGGAUUAACCAAGUUAUAAUAAAUGUUGUUUAAAAAUAAAAACGGAUCCACCCCCUUCCAGCCUUGAGCACAUUCCAAAUAACUGCAACAGGGAGCACUGGUUUCUGCACCUGAACCUUGUUUCCCCGGAUACGGCUCCAAAGAAAACAUUGUUGGGUGUUCAGCGUCUUUGACAUCUGGUAUCGGUCUGAAGCUGUGAUUCUCUCACGAUGCCUCGGCGCUGAUUCUAUAGGCAAUGAACCUGCAGUGGAUAAGGUUUCACAUUCACAUCUUUACAAUGAAAUAACUAAUGGCACUACUUUAUUUGAAGUCUUUAAACCUGGUGGGACUGUUUAGAAAAAGGUAGUUGUGACUCACUACAGCGUGGGUUGUUCUUACCGUUGUACUCACCAAAGGGACAAGUGGACAAACGAGUGAGAAGCAAACAAACCCCCCAGGUGCUAAUCGGAGGAAAGGACGAGAAAGAAGUGGAGGUCAGGUGACUUGCACAAAAAUAUUGCAGUAUGAUAACAAUGUGUUUACAUUACUGAUUACUUUUUUUUGCUUGCUGGAUCUGUUGCUCAUUUUGUACUCACCUCUUUGAACCAUUUCUUUAUUAAAUUUACUGUAUCUUCCUGCA
Messenger RNA from Pungitius pungitius (ninespine stickleback), 3844 nucleotides. RefSeq lists its product as uncharacterized. Gene Ontology annotation, molecular function: protein binding. The record is from RefSeq and is a predicted model, not a curated record. NCBI's taxonomy places the organism in Eukaryota, Metazoa, Chordata, Actinopteri, Perciformes, Gasterosteidae. The transcript has 5 exons. Bases 220 to 2892 code for a protein of 890 amino acids.